This is a messenger RNA of Xyrauchen texanus (razorback sucker), 1070 nucleotides long. RefSeq names its product dynactin subunit 5. NCBI's taxonomy places the organism in Eukaryota, Metazoa, Chordata, Actinopteri, Cypriniformes, Catostomidae. The transcript has 6 exons. The record is from RefSeq and is a predicted model, not a curated record. The coding region runs from base 96 to 644 and encodes 182 amino acids.
UGACGUAUGCGAGCGACUAAUGCGGAAGCGGAAAUAGCGAGGGAGCGGUUGAAAUCUGCGGAGCUUCAAGAGCAAAACAAUACAAUUCUAGAAAUAUGGAGCUGUGUGAAAUAUUAUACAACAAGGCGGAAUAUAUCGAGACGGCGUCGGGCAAUAAAGUGAGCAGACAGUCCGUGCUUUGCGGCAGUCAAAACAUUGUCCUCAAUGGGAAAACUAUUGUGAUGAAUGACUGUAUUAUCAGAGGAGAUCUUGCUAAUGUCAGAGUUGGGCGACAUUGUGUCAUUAAAAGUCGUAGUGUAAUCCGACCACCCUUUAAAAAAUUCAGCAAAGGUGUGGCUUUCUUUCCCCUACAUAUUGGGGACCAUGUUUUCAUAGAGGAGGACUGUGUUGUCAAUGCCGCACAGAUAGGAUCAUAUGUCCACAUUGGCAAAAACUGCGUGAUUGGUCGACGCUGCGUCUUGAAGGACUGCUGUAAGAUAUUGGAUAAUACUGUCCUUCCCCCAGAGACAGUGGUUCCACCAUUCACUGUAUUCUCUGGCUGUCCAGGUUUGUUUUCAGGAGAGCUCCCUGAAUGUACACAGGAACUGAUGAUUGACGUUACCAAAAGUUACUACCAGAAAUUCCUCCCUCUCAGCCAGAUCUAGGACUAAACUUGAGUUUAUUGUUGUCUCUCUCACUUUGUCUUUCUGGGACCAAAAGCACCAAUGGACUGUUUCCUCACCCCCUUACUCUAGGUUCCAGUUAAAAUAUAUAUAUAUAUAUAUAAAAACAAUAAGAAAUACCACUAUUAAUAUAUGUUGUAUAAAAAAGUAUCAAAUAUGUGAAUCAAUUACACACACAUCUCUCAUGUCAGUAUGUUUAGACCGCUGUUAAUGCAUCUUAUUUCAUGCCAUUGCAACACAAGUCUUAUUUGCAUGGCUAGGGAAAAGAUUGUCAUUUGAUUGUCAAAGAUCAGUGAUCAGCUGAUAGACUGAAGGGCCUUUACCUAUUAAAAUUAGCAGUUUAGCUGUACCAUCUCUGCAACACUAAAUAGUUUCUGUGGUCAAAAAAAGAUUAUUACAGUUGCAAAU